This is a messenger RNA of Prosopis cineraria, 2638 nucleotides long. RefSeq names its product putative WEB family protein At1g65010, chloroplastic. The transcript is spliced from 2 exons. The coding region runs from base 392 to 2530 and encodes 712 amino acids. The record is from RefSeq and is a predicted model, not a curated record. Lineage: Eukaryota; Viridiplantae; Streptophyta; Magnoliopsida; Fabales; Fabaceae.
ACCAUUUCUAAUCUCCCAGGCCGUAGGUUCCUUGGGGGAAACCCGCCAUCUUCGCACCUCUCCAAAAACACACGACCUCCAUCUCAUUGCUCCCAUUAGCAUGCGAUUUUCCAGUUGAUGCUAUUCUCAUCUUCUCAAAAAUUCAAAAAAAAAAAAAACAGAGAGAGUAAAAAAUUUCUGAACGAGGAUUCAUCUUAGAUCGUACUUUCUACCUGCAAAAUCCAGGCGCUAUCACAAUUCUAAGCCUGGACUUUGCGUUAGUCUCUUAGUUUUCUGCAACAAAUCCUGGAAUUGUUUUUCGCUCUGAAAGCUGACUGGGCUUGUUUCGAAACACCCUAGGUGGUUCCGGCGAAGAAUUUAUUUUGUGGGAUAAAUUGGCAAGAUUUCGAGGAUGCGUCAGGAUCAUGUUGUGAAACAUGAGGACAAGCUGGAUCAGAAGAAGGAGCAAUUGUCUGAUGUCGAGGAAGAAAGAGACUGUGCCUACUAUGACCUCGACGAGGUUAGAAAAAUGGACGAGGAUGCUGACUCAGGGUUCGAUGUAGCGUCCACUGCAAAAGCGCAGUCAGAGCCUCUGAUAGGGUUAAAUUCUUCACCGAAGGACCCUACAUUGCAUGAAGUGAGAAGAACGGAUGAAGAAGCUAAUUCAAUACAAGACAAAGCGUCACUGAGUAAGAAUUUUCCAAACUCGCAAGCAGAGUUGUCUUCACCGAAGGAUGCAGUAUCAGAUGGGGUGAGAGAAAUGGACGACGAGGCUAAUUCAAGGUUUGAUGAAGCAUUACCCCCCAACAAACCUUCAGAGCUGAAAACAGGGUUAAAUUCUUCAACGAAGGAUGCGAUAUCGAAUAUGGAGGAGCAAGAUGGUAUGAAGGAGAAUAACAUAGCAGAGUCAUUGCAGCAGGAAGCCAAUAAGGAAUUUGAACUCCGAUUGGCGGAGAAACAGGCUUCGCUGGACGAAAUGAAGAAGGAGAUGGAUGAUGCUAGAGCGUUUGAGCAGGACGCAAUGUACUUGCUUUCUGAGUGCAGGAGGCGGAUUCAUGAACUGGAGGACGAGCUGGACAAAAGUAGAGCAUCCGAAGCGAGUCUCUAUGAGGCGUUGGUGGUGCAAAAAAAACAACUUGAUGUAAACAAGGUUCUUUUCGAAGAAUCGAAGCCGGAGAUUGCUUCUCUUGGAGAUAAAGUGGUGAAGAUUCAGGAAUCUGCGCCAUGCAGCAAUGAAUCCCAACCCUUACUUUCCUUGAAGAAAACAGAGGAGGGUAAGGGAGUUCAAGUUGAAAGCGAAAAUUUGUUGAAAUAUGCUGAAGGAUGUGACGAACUCGAUCCCAUGGGGGCCAAAACUAUGCUUCAACAAAUGAGCUUACUCAGAAACGAAUUGGAGUUAGCAGCCGAGGGAGAAGAGAGAGACAAUGUGGCCAAAAAUCUACUUGAAGAAUUAAACUACCUCAAAAAUGAACUCAAGUUAGCCAUGAAGGCGGAAGAUAAUAGCAAGAAGGCCAUGGAUGAUUUGGCAUUAGCGCUUAAAGAAGUGGCCGCAGAGUCUCGCCAGACCAAAGAAAAAUUAGUAGAGAGCCAAGUGGAGCUGCAACACCGCAAAGAGGAAGCAGAGCAUUUGAAAGCGCUAUUAAAUAGAACAGAGGACACCUACAAACAGCUUCUAGGAGAAGCAAGAAAAGAAGCUGAAAGAAACAAUAACACGGCAGAGAGAUUGAGAUUGGAGGCUGAAGAGUCUCUCUUGGCAUGGAACGAGAAAACAAAGGAGUUCGUGAAUUGCAUUAAAAGAGCUGAAGAGGAAAGAACAACGGCACAAGAAGAAUGCAGGAGACUGCAAGAAAUGCUUAAAGAAUCAGAGAACAAGGUUCGGGUUUCAAAGGAAGAAAAUCAGAAGCUACGAGACAUCCUUAAACAAGCAUUGAAUGAAGCCAAUGCUGCAAAGGAAGCUGCUGGGAUUGCUCAGGCUGAGAAUUCUCAGCUCAAAGAUAUGUUAGGAGCGAGGGACGAAGCGGUGAAGAUGCUUACCCACGAGAACGAAAUGCUCAAGAUUCAUGAAGCGGCAGCAUUUGAGAAUAUCAGAGAGUUGAAGAGGUUGCUCGCUGAAGCGCCCAUAAGGGAGUUGAAAAAUAACGAGGAGAAGGAAAAACCAGCUGCUAAGGAAACGAGUAAAGGGAAGACGCAUAAAGAAGGCGACAAGGAGCACAAAGAAGUCAAGAGUCUGAGCAAAACGAUCAGUUUCAAUCUGAAGGAAAUCAUAGCCCCCCAUAAACAACCGCAUAGGGAAGGAAACGAGGAGCCCAUCAAAGAAACAGAUGAUGAUGAUCUCAAGGGUUCAAUAUUCGAUGAAAUAGAUGGAGAUAUAGUAAUUCCAGAUGAGAUAGACGAGUCGCAGCUUGAUGAUCCGGAAAAUAACUCGCGAAAGAGAAGAGCUUUGCUACGAAGAUUUGGCGAUCUUAUUAGAAGAAAAAGUACUCACACUCACAAAAAGGAACCUUCCAUUUCCAAUGACGAGCGUCUGAAUCUCACUCCUCCACAUCCAUAGUCAUUCCUCAAGUUGUUUACAUUCUUGUCAUCACUUGUACGCCAACAAUUUGAAUUUGGCAUGCUCCUACUCACCAAAAGAGGUUUGGGUAAUCAAUAAAAAAUUAAG